AUUUUAAAUUUCCAGGACGCGUUUGACAAUUUGCAGUUCAUUGCGAGACCUGUGAAUGGUAGUACAGCUAUUCCUAUCUUGGCUGCAAGCAUUGCCAACAAGUUUAAAGAGCGGUUCAAGGUUGUACGAGAACUUAAAUUAGCCGUGGAAAGUUCUUGGACUGCAGCACCUGAACGAACACCAACACAAUGCUGCCAGGUUAAAAAUUCUGGUCAAUCAGAAUACGAUUCAAGAUUUCGUUCAAAAGUCGACCUUUCACGAAUAUGCGUCAAGGUAUCUAAAAAUGCUCCAGCUUCUCCCACCCAUGUUGCGGAUUCUGUGGUGGAGAAAAUGAAGAAGAUUUCUCAAGAUUACCCCGUUCUGAAAUGGCAGUACUUUGCCUCUGAACAAGGUGUGUUGUCGAGCUUUCCAGCGUUGGAAGAUACCGCAGAUUGUGGGUCUUAUGAUCCUCGAUUUAGACCUUUUUACGUGGAAACAGCCACGCCUGAACCAAAAGAUGUUGUUCUAGUUAUUGAUCACAGUGGUUCGAUGAGUGGUUCACGCAUGAUAGUCGCGAAGGAAGCUGCAAAAACUGUCCUGAGAACGAUGAAUCCAAGGGACAGGGUAAGUAUUUUCCAACGUUCCGACCGUACGUGCGCAGAUGUAGGAUAAAAUACCAGGUUAACUGAACGUAAAGCAUUUGCAAGAACGGCAGGAUCAUCAAAACAUACUUUGAAGGCCAUAUUAACUCUGAAAUAGUGCAAGGGUAUUAUUUUUCUCUGCCUCGAAAAUGUUCGCAUUAAUUUUGAUAAGAUAUGGUCCUACUAUGACUGUAAGCUUAGCGUCAAUGUAAGCCUGGUGUGACGUAAUUACAUAGCUGAUUUCGUUUUAAGUUCGUAAUGUCCCAUUAGUCGCCCCACGUAAGGAAAUCCAAGACAGUCUUUGAUUCUGGAUCUAAUUUCCAUGGAUUCCGGAUUCCGGGUGCUGGAUUCCAGUCUUUUUCAGUAAAGCUUGGAUUCUGGAUUCCAUUUCCUAGUAGGAUUCCGGAUUCCUUGAGCUAUAGUCUUGAUUCCAAAGCCCAGGAUUCUGGAUUCUACGUGCCAAAAUUUUCUCAGAUUCCGGAAUCCGGAUUCCCUUACAUGGGGCGAUACUAUAGCGACUACAUUUAGAAUUCAUUAUUAAAUCAAAGUUAUGCGCUCAGUUGAUAGGUAACCCAGUGUGUAGCAAAUUUUCGGAAAGAUAAGAAUCUAGUUCCACACGUUAGAGUUACUUCGUAAGACGCAAAAGGCGAGUACAGUGGAUCCUGCAUUAAGUGGACCCUAUGUUGGCGGACCGAAAAUACUUGUUUGUGUUUGCUUAAUCGGAAACAGUGAAAAUAUGGAGUGGGGAGACGGGUGAAGAGGCCGAUUUCCAUGGUAAUACUUUGAAGCAAAAUAUGCUUAAGAUGAAUUUACCUUUUGCGUCAUAAGUUGAGUAAAGAUCUAACAGUCGAGGGUCAUAAGUUUGUUGUACAUUUAGGUUUUAUUAACAGGGCAAAAUUUGUGUCGUAGAGUUACGCUAAGCACCUCGUCGCAUGCAACAAAGUUUUCCCCCAUGCUGCUGGUUCCUAUGGCAAAAAAGUAAGAAGGCAGAAGUUUCGAAUGUUUGAAUGUCAUUGCCUCUACUGCCCCCCCCCCCCCCCCCCCCCCCAAAAAAAAUGAUAGAUGGAUACCUAGGCCGGCUUAGUCUUGCCGUUGUCACUCUCAAGUGGCGGGCUAAUGCCACGACAUAAUGCAAUGAUGCGCUAAGUCAUUUUUUCCACCAACAUCUAGGAAAGGCGGUGCUAAUAUGUUUGCUUGGUCUCUUUUAUUAGAUUGGAAUUGUAAAGUUCAAUGGAGAAGCCUCCACCCCAGUCGAAUAUGAUGGCGAUGGAAGGGGCUGUCAUAGCCAACGUUUAGCUGAUGCUACGCCAAUCAACAUUAAAUACUUGGAAGAAUACGUAGAAACUAUCUUUGCUGACGGUAAGGUUAAAAUUAUUUGAGAGCAAUUCAAAAUAAGAUUUAAAGACAAAAAAAUUCUGCCUCUUUCCGUGUCUCUUUACGUUCACAUGUAAUUCGUUUAGUUUUUAAUGGAAUAAGCGGACAAAUGCUAUUAGGAGAUGAUGAUGAUGAUGAUGACGAUGAUAUAGGGAGCUUCAACACCCACGACGUCGAAGGCAAUGCCAGAACAUCGACAAACAGACUAGGUUUUACAAUUCCUGCUUGGCCCUAUGCAUCACACUUUGUUGGAAAAUUUUCUAUGAGGUCCCACCUCACAACUACGAUGCGAAACUUCAUGCAUAUUUCGUCAGCGACAAAUUUUUCUUUCUCUUUCUCUUUUUGAACUUAGAUAUAUUCUUUAAGGUUUAACUCCCAGCUAUGCUCCUUAUCCUCCUUUAAGUUUAAAACACGAAUGCAAAUUCCCUUUUUUGUUGGCGUUUCUGCUGCUGUUGUCGUCAUAGUUGCUUAAGUUCUCGCGUGCGUUCAAAAUCCCAUUCCAGUUUUGACGUUUUUUUAAAAUUCAGUCUUUCCAAGUCGGUGAGGUGAACGAAGGGGUACUUAUUCUGUCUUCUCUCCCAUUCCACAGUUGAUAUAGUCUGGUGAAUCCUUUCAUUUUGAAGAUUCAAUUAAAAAAAAAAGAUUUAUAUUAACAAUAAACAAUUGAUAAUACAAUAUAACAAAUCUAUAGGUGAGCAGAUUAACAACAAAACUAGGGAAUACUACCUAUAUAUUCCUAUAUUGGGAGACUCUUCCCGAAAGGUUUACCUUCUUCAGGCUUCAGCUAUAUGAAAGGGUACUGAUAUCAGUGGUUGAAGUAUAUGAAAGGGUGGGAAAAUGUGUCAUUUCGAGCUGUAAAAAGGCCCAAAAGGGUUAAAAGAUGUAUUUUAUGCCUGUGAAAGAGUCAAGAAAAAGUUAUGGUUCGGUGAUUUAUUCCUAUUGGAAAGACAGUUUACUUAAAACAGGAUGGAAGGGAUACAAACUUCCAGUAAACUAGGUAUGUGGAAGGUGUAUCAGCAGAAGGUGCACGAAAGGGAUCAUACUUUUUCCGUCAAAAAUGGAAUAUACAAUCAGAAGGAGUUGGACUUCGGACCAAAAAUCCCCAUGUAAAACUUUCUUGAGUACAAUCCCCACCCCCCACCCCGUCCUCCGGGACGACAAGUGCAGGGAAAACCAGUCUAUGGGGUUGAAUUGUUUUCCGUUUGACGCUACAAGUCUCCCUACUAAUUUUUUUUUCUGUUCCUAGGAGGCACUGAUUAUAGUAAGGCAUUCAUUAAAGCGUUCGAUCUGUUCAAUGGCACAUCUGACAUAAGCGGUUCUUCCAGGAAAAAGGUUAUCAUCUUUCUUACGGAUGGCAGACCAAAUGAUAAUGAAAAAACAAUAUUGCAAACAAUAAAAACAAAGAAUGCGCAGCUGAAUAAUGAGGUGGUGAUCAUGACUUAUGGAAUGCUGACGAACUUGCCAAUUCUGCGUUACAUUGCUGAACAGGAAGGUCUUGGUGUCAGAAAGCCAUCUGAUGUCACUGUAAGAAUACCCUAAUCAUUUCAGUCUGCUUUUAGUUUUUAGUUAUCUAUAUUCUUAAUCUUGGGAACAGUUCCUGACUAGUCAUUUCAGGUAUUUACAGUAGCAACUUAAAUAAAUGAUUUCUGAACGCUAAAUAAGACAAUUGAUGUUGAGAUAUAUGAACUUUGUUACUGCAUUCACGGCCCAGGGGAAGGGGGGGCAUUCAAGGGAAAGCGAUUUUGGGUAAAGGUGUUUCGCCAAGGCCUUUAAGACCUGAAAUGUUCAUUUCACAACACCCCAUUAAGUUUUGUAUAGAGAAUAAAGUGAUUUUUUAAAGUGCUAUCACAGCGAUAGCUCUUUUUGGAAAACUAACAAAAAAAAUAAAAUUGUGAGUACCACAAGCAGUUCGCUUGUUGCUCGUAUUAUAACGACCGUGUUGACGCCUUUGAAAAUAAGUGCAUGCAUUAUCCAUGAUAAUCGCUAAUACCGUCUGCUGACGGACACCGUAGAAACAGCGAUUCAGUUGUUAAGUUUUCCAUUGCUUAUCCCUUCUAAGAAGAGUAGAGGAGAUGCUGGGGUAAUGUUUGCUUAUUUGCCUUUUUUGUCGUUUGGUAUUCAAAUAAUGGCAAAAAAGUAUGAGCCUCUAGCUAGGUUGCUAUCAACUUUUGAGAUACAUGUACUGGUAUACCUUUACCACAGCAAUAACUGAUGUUAUUUUUCUUUAAGGCUGGAAAAUUUACAUAUGUGUCAAACACAAACACCUUGCGGAAUGACAUGGCAACCUAUUACGACUUUUUUUCGUCAAAGACAAUUCGCAAUGAACCAAUCAUAUCCAUUCCUUACGUUGACGCUUUUGGCACAGGUAAGAAACGCUAUGAUGUAGUUUACAGGUUUACAACUUCGAACUUCUUACAUACCACAGGACACUCUUAAGUUAGCUCGUGUAACUGACAAUUGUUGGACAACUAAAGCUGUAAAUUGGGCUAAGACGUCAUAGUGGAGCUCUUGCGCCCUCGAAGCGCGGCCAACAAAGCACCAUGAAUAACAAAAUUUGGUUAUCUGUGCAUCCAGGAAAUACUUGGUUGUGACCAAUUCGUCUGUCAUUACGUCCGUCAUUCAUGUUAGCGCAUGUAACUAUAAGAGCAUGUGAAAUCUCACACUUACUACAUACUAACUCAUGUAGUUGACGUGUUUUUUAAGUCCUCUGCAGACCAGUUAUUUGUUUUCAAAUGAUAACAGGUUCAGGUCGUUUUUUUUUUCAGAAGGAAUUCAGUUUUCGUCUUUCUUAUGGCGAAAGUUGGAUAACCUCAGAAAGAAAUUAAUUUCUUAAUUUUUUAUCUACAAUAUAUAUUUAGAUGUCAACAUAUAUGCACACUUGCUAGUAUUCCUAUAAUUUCCUACUUUUAUGGUGUCUCAUUGGUUUUCCUAUUCCUACAGGUCUGUUAACUUCGAUAACACUGCCAUGUUAUCAUCAAGGAAAAUUCAUCGGUGUUGUUGGGACAGAUAUUAGCAUGGCAGAUCUUCUGUCUGAAGUUACAUAUUUUCAAAGAGGUCAGCGAAGUUAUGCCUGGAUGGCGGAUAGUUCUGGAAGGACCAUGAUGCACCCUCUUCUCCCAGCCCCUUCAGACGUCUACGGUGACCCAGUUUUUAUGGACAUUACAGCUUUGGAACCAGAACCUGAAUUUAAUGAGAUUUUCAACUCUAUCAAAGUGUAAGUGCUUUCUAGAGUUAGUGCCGAGAAAACUACUUAUUCUUAGGGGUACGAGAGGAAUCCAUUAACUUUUAUAUCCAUUACGCUUUCUAUUAUGUUAUUUUUCGCUCUGAUAGCGGUGGAUCCGGGGUAAAGUCAUUUACGUCAAAGCGGUUUCUUGCUCGUGGUGGGAAAAUCAAGGAAGGAGUUUCAGUUUUAGAUGUACCAUCUACGUACUUCUGGAGAGCAGUUGAAAAAACCAAAUUCACCGUUGGAAUUGUGGUGGCAGAUGGCGAUAAGGAUGAAACACUCUCAACUCAAAGUAUUCCUUCAGGUAAGUACAUUACCAUAUUAUCAACAUACAAGUAAAGUUCUAAAUAUAAAGGAAGACUGAUGUUUCGUGUUCAUCGAUAAAAAGACGAGUUUGUAGAAUCGGGAAAAUUGAAUAUAGAUCUUGAUGACAGGGAACGCAAUCAGCCAUCAGUUGUAUUAGAUUUCUCAAUAAGUAGAGUAUAAAACCGUCUUUAAGGAGUAGGUAAAAUACGUUCUAAAUGGAAGAGACGGAAGGAGAUGGCGCAAGACUGCUUAGAGGAGGCCUUACCUUCGCUUUAUCUUCGUUUCGUCUUGCCUUUCCCCAUUCUCCACGGAAAUGCAUUCUGCUGAAUAAGUUCUCCUCAAAUGAACUUCUCCUUAGCCUGACAAUCUCCGUCGUCAUCGUUAUAACUAUCGUCUCUAUUGUUGUCAUCAUUAGCAUGACUUAUCGCAUUGAACAUUCUUGGUUGCGCAAGACGAGAGGAGACCGCAAGCCUAAUUUUGCGUGGUGUUUCUGUGCUAAAUAAACCUUUCCCGCAUUCCUGCUAACAAAGGUACCAAAUCAGGAGAUGUGAUUCGUAUGAAACUGUCCACCAAAGCUUAGUCCUCAUUUCUUCAUGUUUUCGAGGUUUGUUCGUAUGCUUCUUUGUCACACAAAUUUAACUGGUAUUUCAUAAAAGAGGCACAGAAAAAAAGUCAGCAAAGGGCUCGCGUUUUUUCAGUCUUAACGUCCUUAAUAGUACUUCAAGAAAUUUUGUCACAAGAAUCAUAAGUACUUGUUGCGUUGAACUAGCUUUAACUUUUUCAUCUUAAUUUUUAUUGUAAUUUGCUUUUGCUUCCUUAAUUUAUUUUCAGAUUUUAAAUUUCUCUAUCAUCGUUUGGAUUUAGUAAGGCCGGAUGAACCCUGCGCUCAUUUUACUAGAUAUGCAGCUAAAGGUAAGUUAAACGAAAUAAUGAAUAAACAAAAACUUGAUUGCUGAUAAACUACUGCGAAGUGAAAACUUCCUGAAAAAUAUUUUCCUAUGGAACCUUUUAUGAACUUGGCAAUAAUGGUGUUAUUGUUUUUGGGAAAGAAUUAAAGAGAAACUUCACGAGACCGAUCACAGUGGCGAUCGUUUAAGUGGGAAUAUUCAAGCUUUUUCAAAUUUCUUGUAUUUCUGUAAAAACUACUGACAUGAACUUAAUCCAUGCCUAGCGCUAAACAUACAAAAAAAAAAGGGAUACCAUGAUCUGUGCGAUAGCAAUCGACUAAAUAUGAGGCAGCUGCAAGGUUAUCCCGCGUCCAGUCCAGCAUUAAGUGAUCGAAUUUUCCCUCCUGUAAUGCUUGUACACCCAUUUUUAUAAUUACGUCUUGUUACGUGGCUGCCCCAGUUGUUAGAAAGGUGAAUAAUGCUAUCCACCGGAAGAUUACCAUCCACCGCAUAAAUCAUUAUCCAAAAGAUAAGUACUUGGAGAAAACCAGUUGCUUUAUCUACUGGAUAAAUAUGACGUUUACUUAUUCACCUUUUGAAUAACUGGGGCCUGCUUUUUUUCGUUUCUGUUGUUGUUUAAUUUUUUAACGACGCGCGUUGUUAUCUUUUUCUCCCAGGUCACAAGAUAUCAAACAAUAAAAUUUUUUAUCCGCCAAGAGUCUUUGAGCGGGCAACAUUGUAAAAUCUAUGACUUGUGAUGUUAACGGUGUACUGUUCCCACGAUAUGUUGUCCGCUCGUGAAGAUCUAACUACUUUCAAAGUUCCGUUCAGUAAGCCAUGCUUUGAAACUUCUAACCUAAACCUUUUACUCAUUUAAAGGAAUAACUGUUGUGAAGUUUGGUGCUGAGGCCUUCGAAGACCCCUAUUCCUACUUAGGUUUGGACGAGACGGUGUCCCGAGUGAAGUCAUACAAAUCGUACAUGACAAGUUCAAGCGCGAUUAAUCCUGGGUUCAAACUAGGCGUUAGAGACACAGUGCUGGUUUCAAGCAAGGUCGAUGACAUUUGGUUACGCGAAAAGGCGGACUAUACAAAGUACUUGGUGUGGAGAUAUUUUGGCACAGCCAACGGUGUGUUUAGACUAACACCUGGGACAUUAAUUGCAAAAUCAUUUGAUCCAACGAAACGACCAUGGUAAUACGAUUACUUUAGUCCUCCCUCCUCAAAACUAGGUCUACUUCUAGAGAUCUUGGUACUAUUAACAAGUUAUAUUAUUUUGGUACAAAGAGCUGUGAUUAUUUCAUUUUUACUUUCAUGUUAUGAUAAACACAUGUUAGCAAACUCUAAUUGACAGUCAGAUAUAAAGCCAUUUUUUAAAAUGGCUUAACCUCAUACAGUUUAUGGCGAUAAAUCCGACUGUCAUUUAGAGUUUGCCAAAAUGUGUCUAUCACAACAUAAACAACUCCUAAAGAGAAGACGCCUAGUUAAUUUGAAGGAUUUAGGAUUAGCACGGGAUACUGCGCGGCCUUCUGUGCGGGAGGUCCUGAGUUCGAUUCCCAGUUGCGACUUCAAAUCCUGCCUUCUGGCUUGUUUCCUUUCCGUAUAGCUUUAAAAACACUGAUGGAGAGAGAGAGAGGGUGGUGGGGGGAGUGAAGUGAGCGCAUCGUGGGCCGCAGCUCUGUUACGGUCAAAUGACUAUUUCGAGCUAUAGACGUAAAAGAAGAACUCUUUACCCUUUAAAUAAUCGCAGACUUUGACUUUCCCACCCUCCCCAUCCGUUGUAGACCUUAAGGUAAUAAACGCACCUUUGACGCGAAAUAAUGUGCAGGACGAUACUUCGGCUUUAGACUAACUGGAUAUGUUUUUACUUUUACAAUAGGUACCAUGCCGCGCUCAGAAACACGGGGCGUGUCUCUUUGUCCACUCCUUACAUAGACGCAUUUGGAUCAGGAGUAGUUAUAACCGCUUCGCAUACUGUAUACCGCGGUGAAGCUACUCACAAACACAGCGCAAAUGACCAGGUCGUUGGUGUUAUGGGUGCAGACUUUCCUUUGUCUUAUUUUCAUAAGUAAGUUAAUAUUUUGCUCUUUUUUCUGGGUGUGUGUUUUUUAUGUCAACUAGAAAAUUUGUGUAGGUGAUUUAUCUUUUUUUACACUGUCGUGGCAGAGCCAAUAAGGCCUUUUGUUAAGAAUACCUUUUGUCGCGAAGAUAAUGUGGCGUUUACCACCAGACUUUCACAAGCAUACUAAAUUAAAAUACAUAUUUCCCGUCAGACUCCUAACGGACACUUUUCCCAGCUGCAAAGAUGGCAACUACGAAUGCUUUGUGUUAGACGGAGCUGGUUUUCUCGUCAUGCACAAAGACUUUUUGUCGCCAGACAUUAAAGCAAAAGAUCUGGAGUACGUCCACAUAACAGCAAAAGAAAAAGAGAUAGCCGAGGACCUUUUAAAGAAAGGACAUUUAGUAAAGAAAAAAUGUAGACACUUGGAAAAAAUUCAAACGGAAAAUUUCUACGAGCUGAGCAUCCCGUUUCGAGGCCUCAACACACUGACAACAGGACAGCGAUGUAGGCAAUACCAGCUUGCUAAAGUUGGUGGAAGUAAUGCAUUUUUAGGUAAGUUUUCUCUGGAAAGUUAAGUGAUCUUGAGUAAAAUUGUCAUUUUACUUUAGAGAGAUGAUAUUCGAAGUAAGAAAACCUGGAAGCAUAAGGGGCUGGUGAACACUUAAUAUUUGCCUUCAUCGUGAAUGUCGUUCUCGUCUAGGUAUCAAAAAGCGGGAUGAUUCCUGUUCAUCUGGAAGUUGCAUCACGUGCGGAACCAACAGAGAAUGCUCCAAUCCACCGGUGUCAAGUUGCGAGUGUCCAUGCAUUUCAAGGCUUGACUUUCGUUACUGCAGAAAUGAAUUCCCAGCCAGCAGGUAAGCACAUUUCAAAAAAUAAGACAAUCACGUUGACGAUUAUUUUACACACUAGCUUUAUUGACUUUUAAUGGUUAAAGGAGCUGUGUCACGAAAUUCAGCCAAAUUAUGAAAUUACAAAAUGUCCGUUAAAUUAAGAGAAACAUAAAAAUAACCGCUUAAAACUUUACAGGAAGGUUAAAAUAGCAUAACAGAAACAACAGAUGCCACGGAUGGGCAAAACCGAAAAAGACUGAAACGGAUUGAAAUAGCCCAUUUUAUAGUUGCAGAUGAAAAUGAGGCUGGAGUUGACCUUGUUUUGAUACAGCCCUUCCUGCUUUAUUAUGUAAAUCAGGGGCGGAUCUAGGGGGGGGGUGCAGGGGGUGCGCACCCCCCCCCCCCCCUGAGAUGACCUGCGGUUUUCUAAUACAACUGGUAUUCUGCAAAAAAAAACUAUGUGGUUUAUUGGUGUUGAAGUAGAGCAAGAGACGAGAGCACCCCCUCCUAAAAAAAAUCAUGGAUCCGCCCCUGUAAAUCAUGUCUUUCUUAUGCUAACUAAUAUUUUUUAAGCAAAAUUUACAUUAUAAAAGGAAUGAGGUUUGUAUCAAAACGAGGUCAACCUCAGCCUCACGUUCUCUCAAAGGCUAGGGCACCAAGCCAACAACUGUAAAAUGGCCCAUUAGGGUUUUUGAAAACUGUUCAGCCUAACACUUUUUCAAAGUUGAUCCCUGCUGCUUGCAGCUUCAAAAAUAAUGCUCAAGAGACAUAUUUGUUUGUCUCGGAUCUCUAAUUUUGUCAUUUACCUUUAAUUUCUUUGCUUACUUUAAGUUCCAUAGCGAUUGAGGGCGAGUAAUUGGCAAUAUUAAACAAAAUGAACUGGACUUCCGUGACACAGCCCCUUUAAACGUCGGGUAUGUGCCAGAUCGAAAGAUGAAUGGGCUACGAAUAUUUACCAAGAAAAAAAAAAACAAUAACGAAAUGAAAAACAACAACAAAACAAGAAAACACAAAUUAAAAAAAAAAACAAACAAACAAACCAGAUAUUGGAGCUUUAACUAAAUUUGGUAUUAUGUUAAAUGUACAGGUGUACUAGGACUAAAAUAAGCCUAUGUGUGACAUCUAAUCAUUUCAUAAUCAUAAGUAUGAGGUAUACCUAUCCAAAGAAUUAAUAGUUACUCGUGAACAGUGGCCUAUUUGCUAUUAAUUAAUGGCAAGGCUUCGUGAUUUCAGGAUAUUUAUAUUUUCUUAUCGAAUAAUUUUUAAGAGAUUACUUGGCUUUAUGACCUGUACUUCUUUUCUGGCGGUAUUUUAUUAUAUUUCUUUCUUUAGCGUAACCCCGAAAUCAAGUAAGUGAUCUUUUCGUUAAGGCUUUACCUAAAUACUUACCCAGGUCAACCUUUAUCCCGUAAUAUUCAAAAUAACAGUUAAUUUAUAGAAAAGGUGAACUUUUUCUCUCUUUUUUUGCCUACAGUGUGUCUAUUUGCCCAGUACCAGCGCCUGUUGUCCCUUCUGAACAAGUAAAUGAUCCUUCCAUAAAGGGUUUGCUGAAGUGCUUUGAUCCUCAGUGCGACAAAAAGUUAAAUUCGAACUCUUGUGAUGGAGUUGUGGGCUGUUACUGGUGUGUCCGCGAUAAGAACGACGCUCCUCUUAAUAAAAAAUACUGCGCCAAUAUCAGUUCAUGUUACGGAGGAACGGAAGGUAAUACAUGCUAUCAUUAUUAGAGAGAUAAUUUGCAAUUAUUGAAUGAGGCUGAGUUAAGGAUAUGAAGAAUUCUGCAGAUCGAGGAGGGUGUUAUCCACCGAGGCCGAAGGCGGUGGUUGAUAACACCCUCCGAGAUCUGCAGAAUUCUUCAUAUCCUGCGAUAGCCGAAUUCAAUAAUUAUUUUAUUAUUCAUUCAAAAUAAUUCCAACUUUAAAAACAAGCUAAAAAUGCUUACCUCGGUCGAUGUUAAAUUCACAUCGAUAGUGCAUCUUUUUCAGGGAAUUUAGCGGAUAAAGGUCUGCUCAGGUCUGCAAAUAUACUCCAAACAGCAGAUGUUGUCCGUCGAGUUGACUUCUCGCUGUUCUUACUAUGUUUUUAGACAAUAUUUUGCCAUGAAACGAGUACAAUGUCCGUCCGACAAUUCCGCCAUUUUGUUCAAACAACCAAAAUAACUCAACCUUGUCUCCAGGUUUCCUCGGUCAACGAUUCAAUAUGACAAAUUUUAGAACCCAUGACGUCAUUUUGACGUCAUCGGUUCAAUAAGACAGUUCAGCCGCUGGUUAUGGUGAAUUAUGCGUGUGGUUUUACCCAAUCAGAAACGGGAAAAAAAAAACUUUUGAAUGAAAAAAAAAAUUUGAAUGAAUGAUAAUUAGCAAUUAUUGAAUUUGGCUUUCGUAGGAUUUGAAGAAUUAUACUUUUAUUAUUCAUUCCAAAUAAUUCCAAGUUUAAAAACAAGCAAAAACGUGCUUACCUCCGUCGAUGUUAAGUUGAUAUCGAUAGUGCAUCUUUAUCGGGAAGGUUAGGAGAUAAAGGGAUGUUCAGGUCUGCAAAUAUACUCCAACUAGCAGAUGUCGUCCGUCGAGUUGUCUUCUUGCUGUUCUUACCUUGUUUUUAGACAACAGUUCGCCGUGAAACGAGUGAAAUGUUCCGCCAUCACUCACUUCGAAAACAACUUAAACUCGUCCCCAGGUCUUCUUGGUUAGCGGUUCAAUAAUCUGCAAUUUAGCUGCACUUUUGACCUCAUCGGUUCAAUAUGGCAAAUUUCUUCCAAGUUUGGUCAACAGUAGCUGGUUAUGAAGAAUUAUGCAUGUGAUUUUAGCCAAUUAGAAACGGAGAUAUAUUUUGAAUGAAUAAUAAUUUGCAAUAGAACGAGUUGAUAUACAAUAAUGAAAGUAACAAACGUGUCAUCAUCAUUAGGAUGUUCGUUACGUUUUUACCUGUUUUUUGUCUUUAGCCUCAACGGUAGCUGCAACCGCACCUUUAUCUUUACUGCAUCUGGUUCUUUAUCCUCACCUGCCUUUUUACUGCAUCUGAACACGAACCUAUAGUUGCAUCUUAACCACGUUCCCACAAUUGUAAUUUUGCUACUUCUGCUCCAACCUCUGAAAUCAAUAUGGAGUGCUUUUCCUCCGACGCUUGGCCACCCUACCAUCUCUACUCCCUCUGCUCCCACACUCCCUCAUCCUUAGCCCCAUCACCUGCACUUCAUCCUUUACUGUCUUUACAUGCUGACACAUCUCCACUUCUAUCUUAACUGUUUGUUUCUACAUCCAAAACUGCACUUCCAUCUUUAAUGUCUCUGCUACCACACCUGCACUUCUAUCUUUACUGUCUCUACUACAGUAUCUGCACCUCCGUCUUUACUGUUUGUUUCUGCACCAACACCAGAACUUCCAUCUUUACUGUAUCUGUUACCACGUCUGCACUUCCAUCUUAACUGUUUGAUUCUUCACCCACACGUAUACUUACACUUCUAUAAAUACAAUCUCUGCUAUCACGUCCGCACUUUUAUCAUUACUGUUUCGUUCUGCUCCCACAUCUUCAAUUCCAUCUCUACUCUUUCUGCCCCCACACCAGCAUUUCCAUCUGCGGUCGGUAUAAAACGCAGACUGCAGACUGCGAACUGAGUGUAAAACACAGACUAGGUAUAAGACGUGGACUAUGAACUGUGUAUAUAAAAACAGCUUUAGAAAGGUAAAAUUGAGAGAAAGGGAUAGCGAAGUUGCAUAAAACAGAAGUCCCAGCUCCUUGCCUCACACACAAACAUUCCUUUGGCUGAUCACGCAGUCUAUUCUUCCCAACGUCAGCGUCAAGUGGAGAAGGAAAGCAUACUACAAGAGUAAGGGAGGUUAUGCCGCUACUCAAGGCAUCUAAAAAUGAAACUCUGAAUUUUACAAAAAAGGAGGAGUUAGUAUAUAAUUCAAUAUAUAGUUUUAAGCCCAUUGCAAUAGAAGAUAUGAAAUUGAGAGGCACCGAAUACAAAAAAAUAGUAUUACUAGUACUGGUGUUAGUGAGAGUGAAAUUCUUUUAGAUGCCACAAUUCCAUUUGAAAGUCUUAGGAUAUGAGAAAAUGAAGAUCCCAGACGAGAAGGUUAAUAUAGAGGCAUUCUGCGAUGCAAAAAAGCUGUAUUUAAAGGGGAGGGGCUACUUACAUAUACGUGAAUAAUAACCGAAAUAUCAUCCAGUGUUAUAUAUUCUAAGCGACGAUGACAUGAUUUACACCUAUAGAUGUUAGAGACCGAGACCACGUCUAAAAAUAGGUGUAGAAAAUAGCAUUAUUAAUUUGGUGAAGCUCAAACUUUGGAGAACCGAGCGGCACUCCUCCACCAAGAACUUCUAGAAGUAUUUAUAACUUUUAAGUUAUAAAUACUAACAACACUUGAGUUUCCUGUUUCUGCUCCAACACUUGCAGUUUCAUUUCCCCUGUUUCUACUCCAACACCUGCACUUCCAUAUUUACUGUUUCUGCUCCAACAUCAGCAUUUCCGUCUCUACUGUUUUUGUUACCACCUCUGUGCUUCCAUCUUUACUGAUUGGUUCUGUUCCCACACCUGCAGUUCCAUUUCUACUGUUUCUAUUCCCACUCCAGCUUUUCCAUUUUUACUAUUUAUGUUUCCACACCUGCUCUUCCAUCUUUACUGUUUCUGUACCCACACUUGCACUUUCAUUUUUACUGUGUCAGCUCCCACACCUGCACUUUCAUUUCCACUGUUUCUGCUCCAACACCUGCACUUACAUAUUUACUGUUCCUGCUCCAACAUCAGCAUUUCCAUCUCUAGUGUUUUUGUUACCACCCCUGUACUUCCAUCUUUACUGACUGGUUCUGUUCCCACACCUGCACUUCCAUUUCUACUGUUUCUAUUCCCACGCCAGCUUUUCCAUUUUUACUAUUUAUGUUUCCACACCUGCUCUUCCAUCUUUACUGUUUCUGCAUCCACACUUGCACUUUCAUUUUUACUGUGUCAGCUCCCACACCUGCACUUUCAUCUCUGCUGUUUCUGCUCCUAUUCCUGCACUGAUUUCUCCACUGCUUCUGUUGCUACUCUUGCACUUUCAUUUUCCCUGUUCAGGGUUUCCACGGUCAGGGAAAAGUCAGGGAAAACCAAAAAUUUUCAAGGUCAGGGAAAAGUUAGGGAAUUUUUUAAAAAGUCAGGGAAAAUUUUUGAUAUUGUCAAAGUCAGAAAAUUCUGUUUUCCGGUUUAUAGAUCAAAACUUUUCUUCAAGACUUGAAAUGCAUUUUCUUUGGCAAAGAUUAAACGUAUGCUGCAAAGCAAGCAAAGCGAUCAAUUUGACACUCUACGACUCAAUGUAGUAGUAAUUUUGUGGUCAUUGGUAUUCGUUGUAUAUGAUUUCUUGAUAAUUCCUUCUUCUCUUUCCGCGAAAAGCGGAAAAAGGUUGAAUAUGAAGAGAAAAAUGUCGAUGGCCUGCAAAAAGAACUAAAGCGAAUGUAAACAUCGAUUGUUUCUCAUCAAUAAAAGGUCAAUGAAAACUGUUUAAAUUUCAGUGAAAAGUCAGGGAAUUUUUAACUUUCUGUUGAGUGGCAACCCCGCUGUUCUGCACCUACACCUGGGCGUAUUGUUUCCAUACUGUUUCUGCUUCCAGAUCUGCACUUACAUCUUUACAACUCAGCUUCCAAACCUGAAUUUCAGUCUAUGUUGCUCUACUCAGCAGCUGUACUUUCAUAUUUACCUCUUCUGCUCCCAUAACUGAACUUCUAUCGUUGGUAAUACUACUUUUGUCCCAACACCUAUACGUGUUCUCUUCUGCGUUUUCUUCCACACCUACACUUCACCUCUGCUGCCUCUGUGCCCACAGCCUCACCGCGCUUGCGCGUUCAUCUUUACUACUUUGCUUUAGUAUCUACACAUUCAUAUUUACUAAAUCUGCACCAUCAUUGCCCUUUGUAUUAUAUCUGCACUUGCAAAUUCAUGUAUCUCUUUUUCCACAUCGACAUUUGUAUUUCCAUCCUUACGUCACAGGCCUUGUUAAUGGUUUUAACCUUUACUCAUGUUACGAAAAUCUAUUUAAAGAGGUUGUUCUUCAAGCAUGCUAGCGAAGGGCAGAAUUUAGAAAGUAUAUUUAAAAGACAUCCUGUUGAGCAAAAUAUAGUCUAAACUACGAAUUAAUAUUGGCAAUAGAGUAAUAACUUUCGGAUUGUAAUUUAGAGUAAGGUUGCAAAAAUGCAAAUUGGUAAGGGGUUCCCAGGUUCCGCUCUACACUAACGUUAAUACAUAGUACACCUCGCUAUAAUAUAUCGAUUUAGCCAGGGCUAAAAGCGAAGCUCUGGUUAAUAAUACGUGUAAACAAAAGAAAAUUAAUUCGUGUAAUGGUAAACGGGGACGACAAUGAAAAUGGCUUCAAGACUAAUACAUCUAAUUAGCAAAAAAACAAAAUGCACGUGCAGCACACUUUUUCUUCUAAUUAGCAAAAGACAAAUUUGCACGUGCAGCACGCUUUUUUGUCUUUCCCUUGUUGUUGUUUUGCACGACUACAACGCUGUUUUGUACGACUAAAACGUCACACUUCCUACAGUAGUUACACAUUAGUUUUUAUGGAGGAAUUGUCGUAUGUGCUUACCCAAUAUUUUGUUUCUUGUGUUCAUGUUCGCUUUUAUUUUUCAUUGCCGCUCAUUUUCACCUUGCUGGUCGCUAGCAUUUCUCAUUUUCUCACCCCCGCUUUGAGUUUCCAUGUUGUUUUUCCUACGAAAUUCAUCUCCUUUGUUUUCAAUAACUCGCUCUAGCUCUUUCUCUGUUGUCCACGUUAAUGUAAACAUAAAAAAUAACGCCGAAAAAGGCACGACUUUGUUGUUGUUUUUUCUUCUAAAUAAAACCUUGAGUCGCAUUUGGUUUGCCAUACCUGUUGAUUGAGUUAUUUUACAUUGGUAUGCCUGUGGUGCGGACGGACGGUCGCUCGAUCGCUCGCUCGCUCGGUGUACCGUCACGUGAUUACCAAAUUUUCUUGGAUGGGUAGAUUACCACAUUUCCUUAGCUAUGGCGCUCCGCCCACGGGCGGCGCCUCGCGCCGCGCGAGGAGCUCCGCUAUAAAUGCUACAUGGGCAAAUUGUAAUAGUUUGACCUUUUUUCCUUUUAUUUACAGGGAAAAGAGCCCCCGGAAGCACAGACAUUCCGAAGGACAAAGAUGAAAAAGCUGAAGGUAGUAACAAAAGUGGAAUGUCUGCUGGUGUUAUUGCUGGCAUUGUUUUGGGGGUAAUUGGUUUCAUUGUUGUGAUUAUUUUGAUUAUUUUGAUUGCGGUGAAAUUAUUCAAGAGGGAAAGAAUCCCAAAGACCACUGCAAGGACUGAAGGCUUUGGACGAGGAAUUCCACCAACAGCACCCAGCUCAAUAGUGCAUAGCCCGCAACCUCAACCCUACAAGGCUCCUUACGUCCUUGAACCUGGCACCUCUAUGCAGCUGACGGGCAUACCCCCACGUUACGAAUCGCCUCCGCCAAGCUAUGGUGAAAUUCAGCCUAGUGCACCACCCUACAAUCCUUACUACAAACAAAGUUUUAGAUACAAAUAA
Molecule: messenger RNA, 16804 nt
Organism: Porites lobata
Lineage: Eukaryota; Metazoa; Cnidaria; Anthozoa; Scleractinia; Poritidae
Source: the annotation of a GenBank genome assembly